AUGUGGCAGUUCCUCACUCUAUCUCUGUUGGUGUCGCGGGCUACAGCCCUAGUUCGACCCGAUGGCGUGGGCCGUGUGCCGGCAUUGGGUUGGAACUCGUGGAAUGCGUAUAAUUGUGAAAUUGAUGCAGACAAGAUCCUCACGGCCGCCAAUGAAGUCGUCAAUCUGGGCUUGAAGAGUCUCGGAUACGAAUACAUCAACAUCGACGACUGCUGGUCCGUCAAGUCUGGCCGCGAUCCCACGACCAAACGCAUCAUCCCCGACCCAGACAAAUUCCCCAACGGCAUCUCCGGCGUCGCAGACCAAGUGCAUGCCCUCGGUCUCAAGCUCGGCAUCUACAGCAGUGCCGGCCUGACCACCUGCGCCGGCUACCCAGCCAGUCUGGGCUACGAAGAAAUCGACGCGCAAUCCUUUGCCGAAUGGGGCGUGGACUACCUCAAAUACGACAACUGCGGCGUCCCCACCAACCUAACCGACCAAUACACCUACUGCGUCCCGGACAGCACCGACGGCUCCUACUUUCCCAACGGCACCUGCGUGAACCUCACCGACGCCGCCCCGGCAAACUACAACUGGGCCACCUCGACCACCGCGAAACGCUACACCCGCAUGCGCAAUGCCCUCCUCAACGUCAACCGCACCAUCCUCUACUCGCUCUGCGAUUGGGGGCAAGCCGACGUGAAUGAUUGGGGAAAUGCCACGGGAAAUUCCUGGCGCAUGUCGGGGGAUAUUACCCCAACAUGGUCCCGCAUCGCCGAAAUCGCCAACGAAAACUCCUUCCUCCUGAACUACGCCAACUUCUGGGGCUACCCGGACCCGGACAUGCUCGAAGUCGGGAAUGGGAAUUUGACGUUGGCCGAGAAUCGGGCCCAUUUUGCCCUGUGGGCGGUGAUGAAGGCGCCGUUGAUUAUCGGGACACCGCUCAGUACUAUAGAUCAAUCCCACCUCACCAUCCUCUCCAACGCCCCCCUCCUCACCUUCCACCAAGACCCCCUCAUCGGACGUCCCGCGUAUCCCUAUAAAUGGGGGUAUAAUGCGGACUGGACAUUCGACCCGGCGCAUCCGGCGGAGUAUUGGUCCGGGCCGUCGAGUGCGGAGGCAUUGAAUGGGACGUUGGUGGUGAUGCUGAAUAGUCAGGAGACGACGCAGACGAGGACAGCGUUUUGGAAGGAGGUGCCGGAGUUGAAGGAUCUAUAUCGACGGGGGGGAGGGUUUAGGGUGCGGGAUGCGUGGACGGGGAAUGAUUUGGGGUGUGUAAGGGAUAAGUAUAGUGUGAGAUUGGGGGCGCAUGAUGUGGGGGUUUUGGUGGUGGGGGAGGUUUGUUAG
Messenger RNA from Aspergillus ibericus CBS 121593, 1326 nucleotides. Its product is annotated as glycoside hydrolase family 27 protein. Gene Ontology annotation, molecular function: hydrolase activity, hydrolyzing O-glycosyl compounds. The coding region runs from base 1 to 1326 and encodes 441 amino acids. Lineage: Eukaryota; Fungi; Ascomycota; Eurotiomycetes; Eurotiales; Aspergillaceae. The transcript has 7 exons. Gene Ontology annotation, biological process: carbohydrate metabolic process. The record is from RefSeq and is a predicted model, not a curated record.